AUGGCUGUCUUGAUUGUAUUGAUAGCAUACUUGGCCUACAAUGUUGCUUUUGCCACCGACAUUCCUCACAUCAAGGGCAUUCCUGAGUUGCCCGGGGCGGUACCUGUUUUUGGACAUCUCUUCAAACUAGGAGACGAUCACGCGUCAACUUGCGAGAACUGGUGGAAACUGGGAAACCCGUCCGUAUUCCAAGUGAAGCUAGGAAACACCAGGGCCGUGGUUUUCAACUCCUUCGAAGACAUCAGACAGCUGCUCAUGGGCCAUCAGAAUGCAGUCAUUGAUCGGCCAAAGUUGUACACUUUUCACGGCCUCAUCAGCAGCACGCAAGGCUUCACCAUUGGCUCCUCCCCCUGGGACGACUCCUGCCGGAAGAAGCGCAAAGCUGCUGGAACAGCCCUCGCCAAACCCGCUCUGCGCAACUAUUACCCCAUGUUUGAUCUUGAGAGCUACUGUAUUCUUCGAGAUCUGCACAAGGACAGCCGCAGUGGAGAUGUCGAGAUCAGUGUCCGCCCAUACAUCCAGAGAUAUGCUCUGAACACGACUUUGACACUCUGCUACGGAAUUCGCAUGGAUGCAGUGUACGAUGAUCUGUUGCGGGAGAUUCUGCAUGUCGGGUCAGCCAUCUCGCUUCUGCGAAGCGCUUCGGAGAACACUCAGGACUACGUACCAAUCAUGCGGUACUUGCCGAACAACGAGAAGAAUCGUCGCUCCAAGGACCUUCGCGAACGUCGCGACGCUUACCUAAAUCUCCUCCUGGACAAGGUCCGUGGCAUGAUCGAAAGAGGCACGGAAAAACCGUGUAUCUCUGCCGCUAUCCUUAAGAACGAGGAGACCAAGCUUACAGGCGUGGAGGUUUCGUCCAUUUGCUUGUCAUUGGUCUCUGGAGGCUUCGAGACUAUCCCUGGCACUCUCACCUCUACUAUUGGCUCACUCUCGACUAAAGAAGGUCAAGCUUGGCAGGACCGCGCCUAUGAGGACAUCAAGCGACAUUAUCCUGAUGUUCGUGACGCGUGGACCGCCUGCUAUACCGAGGAAAAGAUUCCUUACAUCAAUGCCAUCAUCAGGGAAGCCGGGAGAUACUACACAGUCAGCUCCAUGAGCCUUCCACGAAAGACAGUGGCUGAGGUAAACUGGAACGGUGCUAUCAUUCCGCCCAAGACCAUGAUUUUGGUAAAUGCACAAGCAGGUAAUCAUGAUAUCGGGCAUUUCGGCACAGACGCCGGCGAGUUUGACCCCGAGAGGUGGCUCGAGUCGCUUGAUCCUCCGACGGAGAAGGAGAUGUCUGGAGUUGGUCACCUGAGUUUUGGUCUUGGCUCCCGUGGCUGUUCUGGCCAAUUCAUUGCUCAGCGUCUUUUGUACGCUGCCUUGGUUAGACUUCUUUCCUCUUACAAGAUCGUGGCGAGUGAGAGUGAGCCCCCCAACACGGAUUAUGUGGAAUACAACCAAUUCAAGACAGCGCUGGUGGCAAUCCCGAAAGACUUCAAGGUAAAGCUAGUUCCAAGGAAUAUUGUUGUCACUAAGGAGUGCCUUGUGGCCGCCGAAGAGAGGACGAAGAAGCAUUACGUGGAAUAA
Molecule: messenger RNA, 1572 nt
Organism: Diaporthe amygdali
Lineage: Eukaryota; Fungi; Ascomycota; Sordariomycetes; Diaporthales; Diaporthaceae
Product: cytochrome P450
Exons: 3
Coding region: 1-1572 (523 amino acids)
Molecular function (GO): oxidoreductase activity, acting on paired donors, with incorporation or reduction of molecular oxygen; monooxygenase activity; iron ion binding
Source: RefSeq, a predicted model, not a curated record